This is a messenger RNA of Stegostoma tigrinum, 4652 nucleotides long. Its product is annotated as heparan-sulfate 6-O-sulfotransferase 1-like. Gene Ontology annotation, molecular function: heparan sulfate 6-sulfotransferase activity. Gene Ontology annotation, cellular component: membrane. The transcript has 2 exons. The record is from RefSeq and is a predicted model, not a curated record. NCBI's taxonomy places the organism in Eukaryota, Metazoa, Chordata, Chondrichthyes, Orectolobiformes, Stegostomatidae. Bases 530 to 1759 code for a protein of 409 amino acids.
UCUCUCUCUUUCUCUGUCUCUCCCCUAUCAGGUUGAAGCUGGGGAUGGGAAUGUGUGGUCGCUGUGCAUGCUGGGCUCAGAUUGCAGACAUACACAGAGACAGGGAGAAUGGUGGUACUGUUCGUGUUGCUCGUGUAGGUCGGAGCUGCAGGAGGAGAGAGGGGGAGAGAGAGAGAGAGAGAGAGAAGCAGAGGGAGAGAUGCUGCCUUGUCUGAAGUCUGGCUCUGUCUGAGCCGCCACUCUCUCCUCCCUCUCCCUCCCCUUCUCUCAGGUCAGUUUCACUCUGGUUACUUUCAGCGACGUUGUAACCAACGCAUCACAGCCCUGGCCACGCCGGGAGAGUGCAGUUUGAUAAUCUUUCUCCUGUAUUCCCCUCCGCCCAAGAGGAAGAAGAGGAAGAAAAAAAGAAGCCAGGCUCUGGAGGGGGUGAGCAUUUGCUAGCAAGUUUGGGGGGGGGAACGAGAGAGAGAGAGAGGAAAACAAAAAAAAGCCUGCCUUUCUCUGCAUCUCCUCAGUGAGAUGGUAACCCAUGAAGCUCACUGUCAGGAACAUGGUUGAAAGGACCAACAAAUUCAUUCUGAUUAUUGCUGGCUCCGCAAUUUUCAUGAUAAUCAUUUUCCAGUACGUGUGCCCGGGGACCAACUGCAGGAUCUCGGCGCCCCGGGGUUUCCAACACGAGCAGGAGGCAGUGGAUAUAUUCCCGACGCCCGACCCGCACUACCUGAAGAAGUAUUACUUCCCGGCGCUGGAUCUGGACAGGACGGUGGAUUUUGACAUCAAAGGCGACGACGUGAUCGUCUUCCUGCACAUCCAGAAGACCGGCGGCACCACCUUCGGCCGGCACCUGGUGCAGAACGUCAAGCUGGAGGUGCCGUGCGAGUGCAGGGCCGGCCAGAAGAAGUGUACGUGCUACCGACCCAACCGCAAGGAGACCUGGCUCUUCUCGAGGUUCUCCACCGGCUGGAGCUGCGGUCUGCACGCCGACUGGACCGAGCUGACCAACUGUGUGCCCGGAGUGCUGAACAAGAAGGAAAGCAAGAACAGAACUCCCAGGAAAUUCUACUACAUCACAAUGUUAAGAGAUCCUGUCUCACGCUACCUUAGUGAAUGGAGGCAUGUCCAACGAGGAGCCACGUGGAAGACCUCACUCCACAUGUGUGAUGGGAGGACACCAACGCCUGAGGAACUGCCACCGUGCUACGAGGGGAACGAUUGGUCAGGCUGCACGCUUCAACAAUUCAUGGACUGCCCAUUUAACCUGGCAAACAACCGGCAGGUGAGAAUGCUUGCAGACCUUAGUCUGGUGGGCUGCUACAAUAUGUCCUUCAUUCCCGAGAGGAAGAGAGCCCAGAUGCUUUUGGAAAGCGCCAAGAAGAACCUCAAAGAUAUGGCUUUCUUUGGUUUGACUGAAUUCCAAAGGAAAACACAGUACUUGUUUGAGCGGACUUUUAAUUUACAGUUCAUUAAGCCCUUCAUACAGUUCAACAGUACCCGCGCAUCGGGUGUGGAGAUCGAUAAUGAGACAAUCCACAGGAUUGAGGAACUUAAUGACCUAGAUGUGCAACUGUAUGACUAUGCAAAAGACCUUUUCCAACAGCGGUUCCAGUACAAAAGGCAACUAGAAAGGAUGGAGCGACGGAUACGGAAUCAGAAGGAGCAGCAACAACAGAAGAUCCCCGAGGAACUGCCCAAAGAGGAAAUGGAAGAGCAGGGACGCGUACCCACGGAGGAUUACAUGAGCCAUAUUGAGAAAUGGUAGCCAUGGUGGACUACUGCUUAUCUCAUGUUCUGAAAAUAAUGAUAAGUGAACUUUUGGUCUUCUAGAUCGUAAUGGAUCUCGGAGGUUGAAAGAAUUUUUUAAUGUCUGUAAUUUUGAAAAAAGAAUCUGUAAAACAGAGAUGUUUGCUUCAGGGCAGUAUGGGUCUUUCUAGACCACCCAGGUGCACAAGGGAUCUGGACACAGAACUAAGCCAGGAAACUACAGCUGGUCAACCAUAUGAUGUAAAGAAAUGAUUUUGUGACCCAGCACAGUUGAUGUCUGUGGAGCUAUCAGCAAUGGAUAAUGAAAUUUUCAACUACAUUUAUGGCACCUGGAUACACAUCCUGCAAUGAGAAAAUGGAUGUGUUUGCAUUAGCUCAGUGACUGGUGCCGUUUAAUUCUCAACAUGAAUAUGCAGUGUGUUCGUUUUUGGAUGAUUUCAUGGGGUUUGAAAAUUUUAAAAUUCAGGUUUGAAAUUUUGUACAGCCACUGGCCAAUUGAACCACUGAGUAAAAGCAUUCCCAAUCUAGUCCAAUUCCAGUCAUUCCCACUCAAGGCUAAUCCAACCCUUUUAUUCUCUCCCUUUUGCUUUCCUGAAGGACUCGACCUUCUUUCCUAGUGUUUGGUUCCAUGGACAUUGAUUGCCCUCCGUUAUAUUAUCCGAAUGAUUGUUAUUCAAGGAUGAUCCUUGAUGUGAAUGCAGGCCCAAUAUCUAGCUGCGAAGGGUACAUAAUUAGCCAAGCCUGAUCCAGUCCUCGGCCAAUACAUGCAUAGCCAUCACUGUACAUUAAGCAGGGAUGGGAAACCUGCCCAUUUCCUUUCCCCCUUUUCUUAAACCUGAGGUGUCAGGGCCAAUUGUAGGGCCCAUUCUGCUGCCUUAGGUGAGCUCGCCAAAAUCAGCACUGUCUUGGGAUGGAACCUUUGGACCUUCUUGACGCGCGUGUCUUAGAGAUCAUGACAACAUCCCUGACCCUAGCUCAAUUCUCAAUGGUCAAGAUAAAAGCUAUCUGUGUUUAUAAUUAAUACCAAGUUGCAACUGUAUACAUACUCAUCUCAUCUGAGCCUGUUGUUCCUGAUACUUAGCGCGUUGAGCCAAUUCAUGUGGGAAGUUUAACAAAGGACUUUUUUCCAGUUACCACAAUUCUGCAUCAGUUUGGGAAUCCCCUGGAUAUUCAUUUUGGUUGUCCUGAACAUUUUUUUAAGAUUGAAUAUUAUACCUGCACAUCUGUAAUUUUCUCAGUCAUUCUCCCAUAGUUCAGAUAGUCCUGUCAGCAGGGCAAAAAGAUUAUUGUAGUUCAUGAACCUCUUCACUAUGUCACUCAAUAUCAUGCUGUAGCCAUCCAUUUCAUGUUGUUUAUGCCAGACCAGAAACAUUUUUAAUUGUGUAACAUUUCGAGAAUGACAUCCAACAACCCCAUCAUACAUUCUUGUGAGCACCAGACAAUUUUAGAUUAAUUUGAAAUCUUGCAGUGCUGACCAUUUUAUUCUCUAACGCAAAUUUAAUGGUGUUACUUACCUUUGUUUUAGAUUCUGGAAGGUGAGCUGGUACACAGUCCAACUAGAACAUCAACCCUCUUCCUCAGUCAGCAUCUUACCUCGACCAUUCUCAAACUUGAAACCUUAAAAUCUGGCAUUCUUUGUCACAAAAUGAAAAUACCAAUAGUAUUUUGUUCAGAAUCCAAGAGCAGAUCUGACUGACAGAAAAUUGAGAAAUGUAAUCUUUGUUAGGCUAACCAUUUUAAUUAUGAUAAAGCCGCAGCAUAUUUUAUAGUUGUACCAUCUGAAAGAGUAGUAAUCAUGUUUUUCUUCUCCCCCACCUCCUCUCUUUGAUAACACACAAUUUUGGAUAAUUCCUAAGAAUCAACUUCAGUAAAGACCAACCAAAUUGAGGUGAAUGAGCUUGUUUUGUUGUGUGCCACUAGAUUCUCCAAAACACAUAAUCAUAGAGCCUCUCAAACAGUAUACACCCUUCCUUCCUUUCUUCAGAGAAAAUCUAAAUGAGUCAAAACGAAGUGUGAUUACCAUCUGUCCCAACUGUUGUGGCUUCCUUUGGUCCAAAUAUGACAGUCAUUAAGGAUAUAAAAUAUUCCAAAUUUGGAUGAUAAGUUAUUUGUUAUUUUCAAGAACCAGAGAAUUCAUUGAAUAGGUUAAUUCUAAGAGAUAAUAAGUGACAGCCUAUUUCUGUCUGUUGCAAUCAACUUGUCACACGAUCUCCAUUUAUAAACGCAAAAUCUGUGUAAUCUGGAUAAAAAAAACUGCUGCCUUUGAUUUCAUAAUUCACCUUUGCUCUAUCAUUGUUAAUGUGAAAAAGUUGCACAUUAUCCCCACCACUGAUGUCCAGCAACAUUGGCCAUACAGUAUCUAGGUGCUGCUCAGGAUUUGUGUUUUCUUUGUAGUGCUUUGUCAACCAUCUAAGCUAAUUUCUUUGCCUGGGUGUGCCUGGUUCCAAGAAGUACAGUAACGUUUUACGAGCCAAGCCAAGUUAGUUUAUGUACAAAAGCUGCGAAGCCAUAUGUGGUGUCUCCCUGGUUACUGUGUAUGAAGGAGCCAGUGACAAUUCAGUGCAAUUUUAUUCCCCCCUUCCUCCUCCCAGACACCAAAUUUGAACAUUUUAAAGGGGUGGUGUCAACUUGGUAGCAAAUCCUUGGGCAGGCAGGCUUUGUUUCUGGAACAGUUUCAGGUUUCAUAUGUUACCGUUAGAUUAAGUCAAAGACAAAUACCUUUUAGUGGCAGAUGCGAUUGGUAAUGCAGCUGUGUAAUUGUACUCCCAACAGACCUGCCAGCUGUCGCUCAUUGGGAGUGACGGGCUUUCGUUUCGAGUGAAAAUUUUAACAUGUUUUGAUAUAUGUCAUGGAGAAAUAAAUGGAUAAAAUAAAUGAAUAUGUUUAAAUGG